Molecule: messenger RNA, 2978 nt
Organism: Papaver somniferum (opium poppy)
Lineage: Eukaryota; Viridiplantae; Streptophyta; Magnoliopsida; Ranunculales; Papaveraceae
Product: ABC transporter G family member 22-like
Exons: 11
Coding region: 243-2507 (754 amino acids)
Cellular component (GO): membrane
Molecular function (GO): ABC-type transporter activity; ATP hydrolysis activity; ATP binding
Source: RefSeq, a predicted model, not a curated record
UAGUUGCAUCUUUCUCUAUCCUUCCAUCAUCUUCUUUGCCAAGCUACUUGAACUACUGUACUACUGUUUACUAGUCUUCCCUUCUCCUCCAUCACCAGAUUUAGGUACUCUCUCUCUCUCUCGAUUGUCACUAACCAUGCAUGUGGAUGAAAAUGCUGUAAACAUAAAUACAAAACUUAGCUAGUACUAUCUAUCAAUAUUUUCAAUAAUCAAAAUGGGUUGAUGAAGAAAAAAGAAGAUGCAUGAUAAAAGAUCAAUUGGAACGUGGUUCAUUUUUUCUCAUCAUGGAUACGACAUCGACUUAUCAUAAUUUAGGUUUGGGAAGGACAAGAUCUGAACAAUUGGAAACAUCAAUCGUAAGGACGCCAAGUCAAGCUAGUUUGAGUGAAGCCAGUGAUGGUGGCUCAACCACUCUAGCUAGAAAGACGAGCUUGGGGAAAUUACGAUCAGUGGGAGCUUCACCAGGGCGUAGUAGGACUCACAUAAGGAAGACACGUAGCGUUCAGCUGAAUUUGGCUGAGUUAAGUGGUGGUGCUGGUGCGGCUCUUAGCCGAGCUUCUAGCGGAAGCUUGGGCUUUUCCUUCUCUUUCACUGGCUUCACUGUACCUCCUGAAGACAUCGCCGAUUCACAAGCUUUUAGCGACGAGGAUAUACCUGAAGAUAUUGAAGCUGGUGUGACCAAGAAGGUUCACAUGGAACCCACCUUGCCGAUACAUUUGAAGUUCACAGAUGUUACAUACAAAGUGAUUAUCAAAAAAGUAAGAACAGUUGAGAAGGAUAUACUAAAUGGGAUUACGGGUUCUGCAAGUCCAGGUGAAGUUUUGGCUCUUAUGGGACCUUCUGGGAGUGGAAAGACGACACUUCUUAAUCUGCUCGGUGGGAGAUUGAGAGACCCGUUGACUACAGGAGGUUCAAUUUUCUACAAUGAUCAGCCAUAUUCCAAGUCUCUCAAGCGCAGGAUCGGAUAUGUGACUCAAGAUGACGUUCUGUUUCCUCACCUUACAGUGAGAGAAACAUUGACAUAUGCAGCUCUUCUAAGAUUGCCAAAGACACUGUCGAAACAGGAAAAGGAGGAGCGAGCCAUGGACGUUAUUUGUGAACUUGGACUUGAGAGGUGCCAAGACACCAUGAUAGGAGGCUCCUUUGUCCGAGGAGUUUCAGGUGGAGAGAGGAAGAGAGUGUGUAUUGGAAACGAGAUUAUAAUCAACCCCUCCCUUUUGCUCCUUGAUGAGCCAACCUCUGGCCUGGAUUCAACAACAGCCCUAAGGAUUGUACAGAUGUUACAUGACAUAGCUGAGGCUGGGAAGACAGUGGUUACCACAAUCCAUCAACCAUCCAGCAGACUAUUUCACAAAUUUGAUAAACUGAUCCUACUCGGAAAGGGGAGCUUACUAUAUUAUGGGAAGGCAUCAGAAGCAAUGGACUAUUUCUCAUCCAUAGGGUGUUCACCUCUUAUAGCCAUGAAUCCAGCAGAAUUUUUGCUAGACCUUGCAAAUGGAAAUGUAAACGAUGUUUCUGUACCAUCAGAAUUAGAAGAUAAAGUUGAGAUGGGUAACUUGGAAACGCAAACUAGGAAGGGGAAGCCUUCUCCAGCAUUUGUACAUGAGUACCUGGUAGAAGCUUAUGACACUAGAGUUGCUGACAAAGAAAAGAAGAAACUGAUGGUGCCGGAUCGCAUCGACGAAGAUUUGAAAGCGCAAUUGGCUUCUCCAAAGAGAGAAUGGGGUGCAAGCUGGUGGCAACAGUUCUCCAUUCUAUUCCAAAGAGGUCUCAAAGAAAGGCGGCAUGAUUACUUGAGCUGGUUAAGAAUAACUCAAGUUAUCUCCACUGCAAUUAUCUUGGGUUUGCUAUGGUGGCAAUCUGAUACUAGCACCCCCAAAGGCCUGCAGGAUCAGUCCGGAUUACUCUUUUUCAUGGCAGUCUUCUGGGGAUUUUUCCCUGUCUUCACAGCAAUAUUCACAUUUCCCCAAGAACGAGCAAUGUUAAACAAGGAACGAGCAGUUGACAUGUACAGACUAAGUGCAUACUUCAUUGCUAGGACCACUAGUGACUUACCGCUUGACCUCUUCUUACCCGUAUUGUUCCUUCUUGUCGUGUACUUCAUGACGGGUUUGAGACUAAGUGUGGGUCCUUUCUUCCUGACCAUGCUUACGCUGUUUCUUAGCAUCGUAGCUGCUCAGGGACUCGGACUAGCCAUUGGUGCUACACUGAUGGAUGUAAAGAAGGCAACAACUCUGGCUUCAGUUGCUGUAAUGACCUUCAUGUUGGCGGGUGGGUUCUUCGUGAAGAAAGUUCCAGCAUUUAUAUCAUGGAUUCGCUAUGUUUCUUUCAACUAUCACACUUACAGGCUUCUUAUCAAGGUUCAGUAUGAUCAUAUUACGCCAUCUGUACAUGGAAUGGAACUGGACAGUGGUUUGACUGAAGUCACUGCCAUGGUCACCAUGGUUAUUGGAUAUCGCCUGCUAGCUUAUCUUUCUUUACGGCGAAAUAUGCUCCACUCUGCUUAAGAUUCUGUAAGCAAAACUACAGUAUCAACAGACAGCAGAAGGCAUUCUGUGUUUCAACAUUUCCGCUGGCCGAUAACAUCUUAUGGAUUGUUACUACUAGUUCAGAAAACAAACUCUGGAUAAGAAGAACGAUAACUUGAUAAGUCUCCAAAAUUUCCUGAUCUCGUCAUCAUUGUAACUCAGAGUCUCAUACUACUAUACUAGUGUAGUUGUAGAAGAGUAACCGAGUAAUCUUAUGGUUCCCCUAGAUAUGCUAUAAAUUUUGUGAGUGUAAAGAAACCUGAGGACAAUAUCACUGCUGUCUAAUAGAGCUAAAGAUGGAUCUUCUAUCAUCUAUGUAAUGCAAACAUGAAUUAUUGGAUUCCAGAUGCAACUUGAGAGAAUCACGAAAAGGAUAAGCAACAUAUAUCCUUUGUUCAAAAAAAAAAAAAAAACUCUAAAACAUUAUGCAUAUGUAACCGUGACAAAUAA